This is a messenger RNA of Calliphora vicina (urban bluebottle blowfly), 2988 nucleotides long. It is a transcript of the gene slmb, whose product is annotated as beta-transducin repeat containing E3 ubiquitin protein ligase slmb. Bases 773 to 2305 code for a protein of 510 amino acids. Lineage: Eukaryota; Metazoa; Arthropoda; Insecta; Diptera; Calliphoridae. The record is from RefSeq and is a predicted model, not a curated record. Gene Ontology annotation, molecular function: protein dimerization activity. The transcript has 8 exons.
CGCCGAGUUUGGUUGCGUUUUUUAUUUAUUUCAUCAACUUUGGAUAGAGCAAUAAUUUGUUUUAACAUAAAAUUUGCAAAAGAAGUAUUUAAUACCACAAACGGCUGCAUAUUUUAUGCAUUUUUCGUGCUGUGAAAACUUAUUUAUCUGAAAUAACAAUAAUUCCAAACAUAAAAUUCAAAUGCAAAGAAAGAAAUUAUUAAAAAAUUGAAAAAAAAAUUCCUCAGCGAAUGACUUGCGCUUGUACAUCGUUUUGAAAGAAGAAAAAAUUACGAACGAUUUUUAUUUGUGUGGGACAGAAAGAAACAGAUAAUGAAUUAUUUUGCCCAUGGCAAAGGCAAUAAGUGCGAAAGGGUGCGCUGUAUAAAGCAAAUCCUUAACUACAAACAUUUGCUGGCAUAAAGAGGGAAAGAAACAACUACUGCUACUGUCAAACGUACAAUCAUCACUUUUUAUCUCUCUUCAAGUCAUAAUUGAAGUGUACGUGUUGUUAUUGUAAAAAAACGCGAGUGUGUUUUAUGAGAAGAUUGCAACUUUUUUUUAUUUAAUUUUUUCGAAUUUCACUGUGAUUUGAUUUUAUUUUUUCGUUUCAAUUUGUCAUAAAAUCAUUUUUUUUCGUGUGUGUUCCAACAAAAUUAUUAUAAAUAAAUUUAAAAAAAAGUACACUGAGAUUUCUUGGGUGAAUUAUUAUUGUGCUAAUUCAUUGUGUUUAAAGAAAACUAAAAACCAUCUAUUAGGAAUUUAGUUUAUUACAAAAAAAAAAUUAAAUAAUAUGAUGAAAAUGGAGACUGAUAAAAUUAUGGAUGAAACCAAUUCCAAUUCACAACCUUUUACUUCAACAAUGUUGUAUGAUCCAGUCCGCAAGAAAGAAUCCUCCCCCACAUUUCAAGUUGAACGUGAAACCUGUUUGACAUACUUCUCACAAUGGAACGAAGCAGAUCAAGUGGACUUUGUUGAACAGCUACUGUCACGCAUGUGCCAUUAUCAGCAUGGUCAUAUAGAUGCGUUUCUAAAGCCAAUGUUACAGAGAGAUUUCAUUUCAUUAUUACCGAAAAAAGGUUUGGAUCAUAUUGGUGAAAAUAUCUUAUCAUACUUGGAUGCAGAUUCGUUAAAGGCCGCUGAAUUGGUAUGCAAAGAAUGGUUGCGUGUUAUAUCCGAGGGUAUGCUAUGGAAGAAAUUGAUUGAACGUAAAGUUCGUACAGAUUCCUUAUGGCGUGGCUUGGCAGAGCGCCGUGGUUGGAUCCAAUACUUGUUUAAGCCACGUCCUGGUACUACACACAGACCUCAUUCUUUCUAUCGGGCAUUAUUUCCUAAAAUUAUGAAUGACAUUGAAAGUAUUGAAAACAACUGGAGAACAGGCCGUCACAUGUUGCGUCGCAUUAAUUGUCGUUCGGAAAAUUCAAAAGGUGUUUAUUGUCUGCAAUACGAUGACGUUAAGAUAGUAUCAGGUUUACGUGAUAAUACCAUUAAAAUAUGGGAUCGUACGGAUUUGCAAUGUGUCAAGACUCUUACUGGUCACACUGGCUCAGUUUUGUGUCUUCAAUAUGAUGACAAAGUCAUUAUUAGCGGUUCAUCCGAUUCAACGGUACGCGUCUGGGACGUUAAUACCGGUGAAAUGGUUAAUACUCUCAUACAUCAUUGUGAGGCCGUUUUACAUUUACGUUUCAAUAAUGGCAUGAUGGUUACCUGCUCUAAGGAUCGUUCGAUUGCCGUUUGGGACAUGACUUCGCCAAGUGAGAUAACUUUACGUCGUGUGUUGGUGGGACAUCGGGCCGCCGUCAAUGUGGUGGAUUUCGAUGAGAAAUACAUUGUGUCGGCCAGUGGUGAUCGUACAAUUAAGGUGUGGUCGACAUCUUCAUGCGAGUUUGUGCGCACAUUAAAUGGGCAUAAACGUGGCAUUGCCUGUUUGCAGUAUCGUGAUCGUUUGGUGGUCAGUGGUAGUUCAGAUAAUUCAAUAAGACUCUGGGAUAUUGAAUGUGGUGCUUGCCUACGUGUGCUGGAGGGCCAUGAAGAAUUGGUACGUUGCAUACGUUUCGAUUCCAAACGUAUUGUUAGCGGUGCCUACGAUGGCAAAAUCAAAGUAUGGGAUUUAGUGGCAGCUUUAGAUCCACGAGCACAAUCCAAUUCAUUGUGUCUGAACACUUUAGUGGAACACACUGGUCGCGUUUUUCGUUUACAAUUCGACGAAUUUCAAAUUGUCAGCAGCUCACAUGAUGAUACAAUUUUAAUAUGGGAUUUUCUAAAUUUCACUCCAAAUGAGAAUUCAACUGUUCGCACACCUUCACCUGCUCUCAUGGAACAUUAACAAUUUGUAAAAGAUCAGAUGCUUAGACAUGACGGUUUAACUGUUAACUUUUUGGAUUACGGUAAAUUUGAUAAAACGUAACAGUUGUUGUGAGUCUGACGUAUGUCUCAGAAAUACACACCGUUGCGUUUAAACAAAAAAUAUUCCGUUACACUUGUGCAACCGAUCUCUCUCCCUUUUAAUCUCUACUAAUAAACCAACUACACAACAACCACUUCUCUUAUUAAACAAAUGAUGAAAAAAAAAAUCAUAUAAAAUCAAGAAAAAGAAAUAUAUAAAAAUCAUAUGUUCAAUUAGCAGAGUGUAUACAGAAAAAAAUAUUAUUAUUAUUAUGAAAAAAACCUGUUUAGUUUUUUUAAGGCUUUAUGGAUAAUAAUAAACAAAUUAUAAUAUAAUUGAGCAACUAAGCUUCAAUACAAAUAAAAAGAAAAAAUACAAAAUUCAUAAAAAAAAUUACGCUCAAACAGAAUAUAAAGAGAAAAACAAACAUUCAUUAUCUUCAACAAAAUCAUAAACAACAAACGCUAGAACUUUUGAAUAAAAUUAUUAUUAUUAUUUAAAUUAAAUGAAAAACUAAAUUAAAAUAAAAUAAAUUAAAGAAAUUGUAAUUAUGAUUAUAAGAGAAUUUUUUUUUUGUUAAAAAAAAAUAAACACUGUGUUUAAUAUAAAACAGAACAACAAAA